AGUAUCAUUCACAGUAUUAAUCCAGUCUGCACGUGCGCUCUGAGGGCUGCACACGUUCUCACUAGAGACUUCUCCUAGUUUGCAUUCAAGUUCAGCCCUGGUUUAUGUCCAUUGUUAUUACAAACAUCACAGUACGGAAUGGCCUGGAGUCGCGUCAACAGCCGCUGGGCUCGGCGUGCCGGAGUCGCGAGCUGCUGCUACUGCCGACACCCCGCACCCGCGCCACGUGCGCGCCACCACCUUCCGGCCACAGCACCCGCUGGCGCCAUUCGCAGUCGACUGGCCUCGCGGCUUGCAAUUCAACCAGCAACUGGAGGCGGCCUGGCAGAAAUUACAGAACUCUGAGACUCGGAGAGACAGCCGUCAUCCGUCAACGUCCGGCGCCCGUCAACGUCGCGAUGACAGCGGUGCCGUCAGCCCGACAGCUCUUAAGCAACUUUACGAAACCACUUUCCACCAACGACAUACACCCACAGAAGCACAGCGACACACAAAGCUCCGGCUCCCCAGCCACCCCGCGAUCCCCAACGGCCCCGGCCUGUGAUCCCUUUCUGCCGCUGGCCGCUCUCCCCAACUUAGCUCUCCACCUUCCUUAUCUCCCCUUCCCCGCCACCAGUCCCAAGGAACAUUCUCAGUUCCUGACGUCCACAAGAUCUCUCAGAGGCUUCGAAUAAGAGUGUUCAUUUCACACGUACGCCAUUCUCACCCAGCAAGCGGCGUAACCCUUCGCAACCCGCAGCAGCCGUUCAACUACCCCAGCACGCUUCUGGUCAUCAGACAGCAGAGCAGCAGCCAUGAAGCCACGAACCGUGCUCACCAGCAUCCUCCUCAUGGCCUUCCUGAGGGCUGCUACUGCCGCCGCCGCUGCUGCCACCAGCGCGGCUGCUACUGCCGCCGCCGGCAGCACCGGCGGCGCAACCAAGCUACAGCCGCUGCCGCAUCAGCAGCCAUCGUGGCAGCGGCGGCUGCAGCAGCUACUGCCGGAGGCCGACCCGGCGGCUGUGACGGCCGCUGCUGAUGCCGUAGCCGCGCCCGCACCCGUACCUGCUACAGCCGAGGCGGCGCCGACUGCUGACGCCACAGCAGCAGCCGACAGCACCACGCCCACGCCCGCAGUGGCGGCGGCGGACCCCGCGCCGCUGGCCGCUGCUGCUGCUGACGGCGCCGCCGCCGCCAGCGCCACGGACGCUGCUACUGCCGACCCGAGCGCGGCGGCAGCUGCUACAGCCGAUCCUGCCACCGACACGACUGCCGUGCCGGCGGACAUUGCCGCUGCCGCUGACACCGCCGCAGUCCCCGACACCACCCCAGCCACGGACAGCACACCCGCCGCCGCCACUGGCGCCGCCGACGGGACAGCAGCGCCGGCGGACACACCCGCGGCCCCCGCCGCAAACGCCACCACCGCCGCCGCCACCCCCACCGCCGCUCCCUCUCCCUCUUCCACCGCCGCCUGCCGCAACUACACCUACACGGGUGCCGCCGGCGCUGCGCCGUCGCCCGCCUCGCAGCCGCUGCUGGCGCCGGUGGCGGUGCCGGCGGCGGACUGGCCCGCGGGCUCUGCUGUGGGGUCGGUGGAGGUGGCUGGGCUGCAGCUGACACACCCGCGCAUUGGCGCCCUCAAGAUUUCUCUGGUUGCCCCUGCCGCCGCCAAUGCCUCCGACUCCACCCCCGCCUCCGCCUUCGAUGAGCCCGCCGGCGUGUCUGUGCUCCUCAAGGAUAUCCGGGCGGGGGGCGCGGGUGCAAACCUGGAGGGUGUCAGCUUCACCGACACGGCUGCCUCGGCCUUCCCCGCCGCCGCCACCGCCGCCCCCUACACCGGCACGUGGCAGCCCGCUGAGGGCCUGAGUGCCGCCCUGCUGCUGGGGGGCAACACCACCACCACCACCGCCGCCGCCGCCGCCGCCGGCACCUGGACCCUGCGAGUUGUGGACCUUGGACAGGACCGCGACAGCCGCACCAUUCAGCUGACCCAGUGGACACUGGUGCUCUGCCCCGCCGCCGCCAACACCACCACCCCCACCACCCCCAUCGUCAUCACCACCCCUGGCGCCGCCGCUGCCGCCAACACCACCAGCACCCCCAACACCGACACCCCCGCGAGCACCCGCGCCAGCGGCGGCGGCGGCGGUGGCCUGCUCGGCGGCGGCGGCCUCAUUCGUGGCGGCGCCGCCGGCGGCCUGCUGCGAGGAGAGGGCGCCAACGGCAAUGCUACAGCCGCCGCCGCCGCCGCCGGCAGUAGCAGCGCCGCCACGCCAGGCCUGCUGGAGCAGUUCCUGGAGCGUCUGAACCGGGCGCCGGACACCAACGCCACCUCCCCCACCAACGCCAACGCAACUGCCGCCGACCAGACCACCUCUGACGCCGAGGACCUUGGUCUGGUCCAGCGCCUCAUUGCCCGACUGGAGGAACUCAACGUGACCCGUAACGCCCGCGGUGGCGCCGCCGCCGCCAACGCAACCGCUACUGCCGGCGGAGGCGGAGGCCUGUUUGGCGCCGACGGUGCUACUGCCGAUGCUGCUGCCAACGGAACUGUUGCCGCUGGCGCGGCGGCGGGAGGGCUGCUGCCGUUGACUCGCCGUGGCGCUGGCGGUGGCGCUGGCGGCGGCGGCAGUGUGUGGCGGCUGGGUAACCUCACACUGACUGGCUCGCAGGAUGACGGACUGGUGGCAGACUUCCUGUCGGGCCUGAGCGAUGUGCUCUACGCCGCCGCGAACGCCAGCGACCCCUCCACAACCACCAACACCACUUCAGCCUUCCGCGAUUCCAACCCCGCCGCCGCCGGCGGCUCUUCGUCUUCCUCCUCCACUGCUGAAAGCCCCCUGGGAUCCAACAUCACAAGUAUGGCCCAGUCGGCCUUUCAAGAUCUGCUGACGCGCGGAGGCGGCAGUGGCGGCGUGCUGGGAGGCAGCGGCGCGUUCAGCCUGGACAUGGGCCAGCGCCUGAUCAGCCUGCUGCCCAAUGACGGCGCCUGGGUGAGGAAGCGGCUGCAGGCCUCAGCCGGCACGCUCGGCUCCGCCGCCGCCUCCGCCGCCGCCACCAGCCACGGCCUGCGCGAACGCGCCGCCGCAGUGGGCGACUACGGCCGCGGCUCACUGGGGGCGGCGGCCGCCUACGCCGCAGACGUGCAGAAGCUGCAGCAGGAGCUGGUGGCUGACCAGGUGGCCGCCUACGUCAAGGCGGUCAAGGCCGCCUCCUCGGUGACCUCCUCCCGCCUGCAGACCGCAGGCGCCGCCGUGCAGGGGCACGUGGACACCGCGAGGGCGGCGCUGGCGGCGGCAACACAGUCGCUCUCGGGCCUGCGCCUGCGCGGCGGCGGCUCGGCUGCUGACGCGGCGGGUCCGGCCCUGGCCUCCCUGAGCGCCGCCCUGGACAGGCUGCAUGGCGGCAUUGGAGGCGGCGGCGGCGCCCUCAGUGGCGGCGGCGGCGUUGGCGGCGGCUCGGUUGCGACUGCGGUGGUGGAUGCGUAUCAGGCGCGGCUGGGCUCGGCGCGCAACACCGCCGCCGCCGCCAGCUCCGCCUUCCGCGACGCCGCCGGCAAACGCUUCUCCAUGGCCACUGACGCCGUGGCGGCGGCCGUGGAACGCAUGCAGAGCGCCCUCGGCAACAUCGGCGGUGGCAAGGCGCUCUCGGGCGCGGGGCUGGCGCGUCUGGGCUCGGGUGCGGGGGCGCUGCGCUCCGCCCUCAACGACGCCUUGGUAAAGGCGGGGGGCGGCGGCGGGCGCGGCACGAUGGGCGCGGCGGCGCGGCAGCGGCUGGCAGACCUGGCAGGCGGCCUGGGUGGGCUGCAGGGCCGCAUCCAGGGGAUGCGUGGCAACCUCGGCUAGCUAGUGGUGAGAUUGGGUUAGUUGGUUGGUAGGGUUGGUUGGAGUGGUUGGGGUGGUUAUGGUUGGGGUUUCUGGGGGGUUUUGGAUAUGGUUAAUUUUGCUGCUUGAGAAUGUGGUACUGCUUUGAAGUAAGUUUGAACGUGGUGCGUGAUGUGCGCUUGCUUGUGUGUUGCGCAUGGGGAACGUACGUUGUCUACCCAUUCUCCCUAGCCUGCUUCGUUACGGAAGGGGUUUGUAGGUGGCUUAAUGAGGCGAAUGAAAUGAAGGCGGGGUGCUUGGGCGGGCGCCUGAAGCUGCUUGCUAGUGUGAGUUCAGGAGCUGCUGCGGGCGGGGCGAAGUACGCAACCUUGGGGCUCCCGCCGCCGCGCAAAGUGAUUCACUGCUUCAACGGGUUGCUCACCUUAUGUGAUUUGCACAAAGGGCAUCGUGACGACUACAAGGCGAUUCAAGCUUCCGCAUUACGAAAUCACGGAUUCCUGGUUUCAGUCAUUCCUGGUAUCCGGAGUCCGGCCUAGCUAGUCGUGGUGUACCCGCUUUGUACGGCCUGUACACGUAGGCACAAGUACGUGAUUCAGGAUAUGGCCCAGAGGUCUCUCUUUCUGUGUUGGUCUCCCUGAAUGUUUACGUACGCUUCUGUGGCUCAAGGUUCACGCCUUCCUGCUGUAAUCCUCUGUAAUU
This is a messenger RNA of Chlamydomonas reinhardtii, 4505 nucleotides long. RefSeq lists its product as uncharacterized. Gene Ontology annotation, molecular function: serine-type endopeptidase activity. Gene Ontology annotation, biological process: proteolysis. The record is from RefSeq and is a predicted model, not a curated record. The transcript has 13 exons. Lineage: Eukaryota; Viridiplantae; Chlorophyta; Chlorophyceae; Chlamydomonadales; Chlamydomonadaceae. The coding region runs from base 795 to 3827 and encodes 1010 amino acids.